This is a messenger RNA of Nematostella vectensis (starlet sea anemone), 2291 nucleotides long. Its product is annotated as lysophosphatidylcholine acyltransferase 2. The record is from RefSeq and is a predicted model, not a curated record. NCBI's taxonomy places the organism in Eukaryota, Metazoa, Cnidaria, Anthozoa, Actiniaria, Edwardsiidae. The transcript is spliced from 12 exons. Bases 204 to 1685 code for a protein of 493 amino acids.
UUUAAAAGACGUUUAGUUGAAAAACUGUUUGUGUGUACCGCACAGCAGUCUCUCUCGUCCAAGGCCCCUCUUAAUACGCUCGAUCAAAACAAAGUUCAAUGUUGCAAUGUUGGCAUCGCCGUUUCCUGGGUGUCCAUAUCCGGUUUACAGGAUGAAAGCUACGCAAAAUAAAUCUUCAAGACGGCGAUAAACCAUUUUACAGCAUGAAUUCUUUCGUCCAAAGCGAAAUCAGGGAAUUCUAUGAGAGAGUGAAACUUCAAGAACCGGAGAUAAAAAACCCGUUUCGUCAUCGCUUACAUUUGUCUUGGAUCAAGAAAAUCGAGGUCGCUUUAUGUUUUGUAUUCAUCUUCCCAAUUCGUCUCUGUGCCGCCUUAGUCGUGUUCACCCUCAUCAUCUUCGUGUCGAAUGUCAUCAUCUUCGGACGCGACCCCAGUGACGUCCGUAUCCCGCUGUCACCAUGGAGACGGAAACUCAAAGGCUUGCUGCGUUUUCUCGUACGGUCGCUUUUCUUCGUGAUGGGUUUCCAUUACGUACGCGUGAAAGGCAAAUUGGCGUCACCACAGGAAGCCCCUAUCUGUGUGUACGCACCGCACUCCUCCUUCCUGGACGUGCUACUAGCGAGUGUCCUCGAUGAAGUGCCCAGCGGUCUUUCCAAGGCUGAAAACUUUAGAAACCCCUUCUUGGGAGCAUUGUUCAUGGCUUCGGAGUCUAUUGGUGUGAGCAGAGAUUCGGCCAAGUCACGACUACAAUCUGUCGAGGAGGUCAAGUACCGGACGGUGGUCACCCGCGGACAGUGGCCUCACCUUGGUGUGUGUCCGGAAGGGACUUGUACCAACAGAAAAGCGCUAAUUACCUUCAAGGCAGGAGCUUUUAUCCCUGGAUGCCCAGUUCAACCGAUACUAUUCAAGUACCCUGGAACUCCGGAUGUCUACACAUGGGUCAAUGAUGGACCUUCAGGAUUUCAGCUUUUAAUGUUCAUCAUGUGUCAACUUCACCAUCCCGCAGAAGUCGAGUUCCUUCCCGUCUGGCAACCGAACAAUGAGGAAAUGGAAAAUCCAAAACUUUUCGCUGAAAACGUCCAAAACAGCAUGGCGAAAGCCCUUGGUAUCUCGACUACUGGACACUCAUUUGAGGAUGUAUUGUUGAUGAAAGAGGGCUCGAACCUCGGUCUCCCAGACGACGCCGCAGUAGUUGAAUUCCAAAAGGUUUCUUCUAAACUUGGAAUGAAUCUAGAUUAUAUGAAAGCGAGGCUAGGGAUGUUUGUCGCCAUCGACACCAACAGAGAUGGUUUGAUAACGCUGACCGAUUUCGCCCGGCACUACAGGCUCCCUAUAAGUAGCGCUCUCAAGCAGAUGUUUUCCGCUCUCGACCCGGAUAAUAAAGGUCAUGUAACGUUUCGUCAAUACCUUAUCGGAACAGCGUGUCUCGCGAAUAUCGGCUCCAGCAAGACCAUGGCACAGGACGCACUAACGGUGCUGCAGAGAUGUGGCAAAUCUAUUUCCGUGUUGUCGUCACUAGUGGACCAGCAAACUGUUCAAGGAUUAUUGCAAAGCAUGGACGACAUGUUCCGAGACGAGUUCAACGUGCGCAGCAGAAAUGAGGAGAUGCAAGCAUUUUUCAACUGUCAUCCAGAGUUUGUGGUUUUGAUUACACUAAUGACACUCCAAGUCAAGAGGGAAUCAUGAGCCAGAACUUCAGUUGAUGCAUGCAACAAUAGCAAAGUGUUAUAUACACAUUUUUCAAAAAAGGUUGCACCUGAGAAUCCAUGUAUUGUAACCCGCAGUGGUUCAUGGGUAUAAACGGCUGAAUCCAUGUAUCUGGAAGUUAUGUGAAUGAUUAUAUGAACAUAAACAAGGAUUCUAAAGCUUUUAAAACCUGGAUUUGUAUUUUAUUGGCGUUAUUUUCUUAUUUACUUGAUACCCAUGAAGCACUGCGGGUUAGGAUACACAGAUUCUCUGAGGGCAACCUUUUUGAAAUAGGUGUGUACUUUAAAGUCACUUCAGGGAUUUUGUCAAUUUAUGCAGUUCCUGGCACACUACACACUAGUAAGGCAUCGAAUAAGAGCUACGGUUCACAGGUUAAUUGACUCAACUUUCAAGGGAUGCAAGAUUUCUAUGUUUGCAAGGUAAGGAAGGGAUUGGAAGUGUGGUCAAACUUGACUGUGGUCAGGGCAGCAUAUGGCAGCAGCAAAGGGAGUAAAGAAGCCCCUUAAAGUGUCACCACCAAAAGAUGGUAACAAAAGAUUAUACAGUAAUGUAUGGUAUUUAAAUAAAAAAAAAGUAUGUAACAAA